GUGGGUCUCGUGACCGGAAGGGGGCGCGCGAGAGGCGGAAGUGAAAGCGGGGAGGGUGUUUGGCCCCAUUAAAGCGGAGCCGAAAGGAGCGGGGAAGAGGUGGCAGCGAGUCGGGGAAGAGGCAGUGCAGCAGCGGCGUUCGUCUUGUCUCGUACGCAAGUGCACUUGAAUUCUUCAUCUGAACUCCUAAACAAUGACUUCUAGGAAGAAAGUGUUACUCAAAGUCAUCAUCCUUGGAGAUUCAGGGGUAGGAAAGACCUCUCUUAUGAACCAGUAUGUGAACAAGAAAUUCAGCAAUCAGUACAAAGCUACAAUAGGAGCGGACUUUCUGACAAAGGAAGUGAUGGUAGAUGAUAGGCUAGUCACAAUGCAGAUAUGGGAUACAGCAGGGCAAGAACGGUUUCAGUCCCUGGGAGUUGCCUUCUACAGAGGAGCAGACUGCUGCGUGCUGGUGUUUGACGUAACGGCCCCAAACACAUUCAAAACUCUUGACAGCUGGCGAGACGAGUUCCUCAUUCAAGCCAGUCCACGGGAUCCUGAGAACUUUCCAUUUGUUGUGCUGGGAAACAAGAUUGACCUAGAAAACAGACAAGUUACUACAAAACGAGCACAGGCCUGGUGCUACAGCAAAAACAAUAUUCCUUACUUUGAAACCAGUGCCAAGGAGGCCAUUAACGUGGAACAAGCUUUCCAGACAAUUGCACGAAAUGCACUUAAACAGGAAACCGAAGUGGAGCUUUACAAUGAAUUUCCUGAACCUAUCAAACUAGACAAGAAUGACCGACCAAAGGCCUCUGCGGAGAGCUGCAGCUGCUGAGGUGGGGCUGGAGGGGUUGAGCACAGUCCUUCACAAACAGAUAUCACACUUUAGGCCUUCAAACACACAGCCCCUCUCUUCUGUGUAAAAAGAAACAAGAGAUCCCAUUUCAGUGGCCAAAAUCACUCAUCUACCAUGAGCGACUUGUAAGCCCAUUUCUCUACACGAUUCCCCUUCAAUGUCCCUGCAUCCCAUCGCAUUAUUUCAUGGUAGCAGACCUUUCUUCUCUAGUUUAAAAAGGAAACUCUUAUGUAUGUUUGGAACUUAAGCUACUUCCGGGUGUCAGUGGAAGACUGUGUACAGAUAAUCUGUAACAACUUACCUUUAAUUGUCUUGUGUUUCCCCUGUGAAGGCUGCAACUGGAAAGGCUGAUUACCCAUAGUUCAUUGCAAGCUCAGCACUCAGUCCAUCUGGGUUGAGUUUUGUAUGUAUCUGUUAAUGCUUGUUACUUUUAACUAAUCAGAUCUUUUUACAGUACCCACGUAUUAUGUAAUGGCUUCUCUAGGAAAAAUCUUAUAGUACAUGUUAAUAUAUGCAACCAAUUAAAAUGUAUAAAUUAGUGUAAAAUUCUUUAAUUACAUGUUUAAGUACUGAAACACAGGUUGUUUAGGAAAUGAACAGGACACUUGUGGAAUGCAUUGUGCUAGCAACACAAGUCCAGAUAGAGGCAGUAUUCUGUACAGUAGAAGCAAGAAUUAUGUAAACACUUUUAUUGAUUUUUAAGAGCCAAAAAGCUUCAUCUCCUGGAAAAAACAUUGUCUGGCUUCUUGUAGCUAAAACUCUUCAGAGGAUUUGCAAAACCAUGCACACUGGAUUAUUGGAUUUCAAAAAUUAAAUACAGCUUUCAGAAUUCUUUGCCUUCUACCCCUUCAUGAUUAUUUCUGCAAAAAUAAAGAGGAAUCUAACAUGAGAUGUCUGACUUCUGUAGAACAAGCUCCAUCUGGGUUGUGAUAGUCCAUCUUGAUAAAUGGCAAAAAACAUCCCCUUUUCCUUUCUCUAUCUUUACUGUUUGGAUUUUUUGGAAUGGAAAACUGGCAACUUUGUUCUGCCCUCUUGUUCUUGCAUUUGUUGCUUUCUUAAAUAGAGCACUUCUACUGUUCCACCCCGCCAGAGGUCUACAUUCUAGUACAUAGGCAGAGCUCUUCUGUAAAGAAACAUGCCAAUAAACUUAACAAGAACAAAACUUGUUGCUUGUCUCCUUACUGAAACUGGGAGUGUCUGAGCUGCUGUUAAUCCACUUUUGUCCAGUGACAAUCCAUGCAGUUUUUCUAACUACUGUCACCUGGUCUGGAGGGGAUAACUGCUUGCCAAGGGAAAAGGUAGGUUUAGAAGUACUAAGAUCAAACUACCCCUUGCAAUCUGAAGAAGCAUCUGUUUCUUGAAGCUUAACCAUGUUAUGCAUUUAAUGGCACUACACAUACUGGGAGAAAAGAUUGUAAUGGCAGUUGGGCAAAAUAGCAGAACUACAUUUUGAUAAAGCUCUAGUAGCCUCUUAGUUGCUAAAAAUAGUGGUACAUAUGCUGGUAACCUCCAGGCUUGAUUACUGUAAGGUGCUCUGUGGGGCUGCCUUUGUACAUAGUGCGGAAGCUACAAUUGGUACAGAAUGCGGCAGCCAGACUGGUCUCUGGGACAACACGAAGGGACCACAUAACACUGUUUAAAAGAACUGCACUAGCUGCCAAUAUGUUUCUGGGUGAAAUACAAAGUGCUGGUUAUUACCUAUAAAGCCCUUAAUGGCUUGGGUCCAGGCUAUUUGAGAGAGCGUCUCUUGUCAUAAUCCCUGCCUCCUGCUCCGGUCUUCUGGAGAGAUGCAGUUGCCACUGGCUCAUUUGGUGGCGACCCAGGACCAGGCUUUUUCUAUGGCUGCCCCAGAGCUCUGGAAUAAGCUUCCUGCUGAAAUAAGUGCGUCUCCUUCUCUUUCUGUUUUUCCAGGAAGAACCUCAAGACCUGCCUGUUCUCUCAGGCUUUUAAUUAGAAUUUUAAAAAACUUGUUUUAAUUUUAUUCUAUUGGUUUUUAUUUGUCAUGUAUUUUAAUUUGUGACUUUUAAAUAUUUUAAAUCUUGUACACUGCCUAGAGAUAUACAUAUUGAGUGGUAUACAAAAUAUGAUAGAUAAAUAAAAAUAGUGCAUAGCUGAUGCUUUUUGAGUUUGUAAGAUGGGGCACAGCUAAUGUGGCUUGUUGCAGUUACUCUUCCUUGGCUAAACAAUGCAUGACUAAUGGUUGAAUCCUUUGGGGAUAGCUGUGACUCCCUCAGAAUUAUCUUUAGAUCUUCCUCAGAAGAACACCUGAUAGCGCAUUAAUCUUAGAAACUGAAGCUGCUAGCAUAAAUGGCUUGUCUACUAAUGUUCAGAGUACAUCAAGAGCCACUGGAGACUAGAAAUACUGAAUGCUCCUGUCUGUACUGCACUGGUGGUAGAGAACACAAAUCUUCUCUCACAGAGAGGCAGUAGACCUUAAAAUGGCAGAGGUAGCUUGUUGCAAGUCAUCUCAAGCAACAGUGGACAAUACAUUGCCCUGCCACCUGGGCAAGCCUGCUGCUAUAAUGAACCUCACUGGCCCUGCCACAGCAUAAAGGGAUUGUGUCGCCGUGAAGCCUGUAGCUCUCUAGCUGACAUAGCUCCUUGCUAAAGGCUGUGGGCACCCACCAAGUGCAUUGUCUUGCUGCCACUGUGGCACCAGCUUGCUAAUGAGCUCCCUCAUCUGCCUCCACCAAAUAUGUCUCCUUCCAAAAUGGAGGACAAAUUUGGGAGUGGAGGGUGGAAUCAUGUGUGCACAGAAGUGCAAGUGAAUGAACUGACCCAAUAGUGAUACUACUGAGUGAAGGUGGAUUCUCACUGCCUGAUCCAGCCAGUGCUGCUGCUUGGAGUCCCACAGUGUACAAUUGAGGGGACCUGCAAGCACUCUAGGGACACUACUAAUUUAGCAACUAAAGCACUAUCACAAAUAGUUUGGAUAACAAGAUACAGUGUCAUCUUUAUCUGCUGACUUCUUCAGUAGGUGAAGAUAGAUCACUUAUGCAUACCAGUCAUUUGUUCCUUAUAGCUUGUUCCUCCAAAGCUUUGCACUUUGAAAACCUUGUUGAAAAAGUAUUGUGCAAAUGCCCAUGGACAUCAUUUCCAUGCUCUACCAAGGAAGCAAGCACAGGGGCUUGGACUACAUCAUAACACUGGCUCUGGUCUACCCAGUUGUGCCUUCAAGUAGUAGUUCACAACACUAGGCCAAAGCACUGCUGCCUGUAUUCUUCCUAAACUCAAAAUGUGUGCAGAAUGGCAACUUGCAUGGAAGUGCUAGAUGUAGCAAAAAAGGUGUGCUGAUUCAGCCUGAUGACUGUGAUUUAAGCACAUACUCUUCAAAGUGAUGUGGGAAGGAAGGGAGCUCCAACAUGCAGUCUUCUCUUCAUAGAGGAAAAGGGUCCAUGAUGUAGGGUGAAUUGUGUAUAGCAGGCAAAUUUGGCUUUGAGAAAAAUCUUGUUUAUAAGUGUAACUAGGGAGACAACAUACAGAGAACUGGAACAGGCAGGCAAAAGGUAGAUUGUGUUCUACCUAUGAUUGGCAGUGAUCUAUUUAUUUUCUAUGAUUUCUGUGUUAACCGGCAAUUUCUGACUCAGUUCAACAAUAGCAGCAAUAAAAAGAUGUUUUUCCUA
Messenger RNA from Hemicordylus capensis (graceful crag lizard), 4461 nucleotides. RefSeq names its product RAB7A, member RAS oncogene family (gene RAB7A). The transcript has 6 exons. The coding region runs from base 194 to 817 and encodes 207 amino acids. Gene Ontology annotation, cellular component: lysosome; phagocytic vesicle; late endosome. Gene Ontology annotation, molecular function: GTP binding; GTPase activity. NCBI's taxonomy places the organism in Eukaryota, Metazoa, Chordata, Lepidosauria, Squamata, Cordylidae. The record is from RefSeq and is a predicted model, not a curated record. Gene Ontology annotation, biological process: endosome to lysosome transport; phagosome-lysosome fusion.